Messenger RNA from Linum trigynum, 1446 nucleotides. The record is from the annotation of a GenBank genome assembly. NCBI's taxonomy places the organism in Eukaryota, Viridiplantae, Streptophyta, Magnoliopsida, Malpighiales, Linaceae.
GCCUUGUAGCCUAUUAAAAAGUUGUAUCCGCUAACUUGUUGCAUUAGUUUGGACCUCUAAAUUAACUUAUAAAUUUGAACUCAGCUACAUGGAGCAAUGACAAAUGUACAAUUGGAACCAAUCUAAAUAUAGGAAUAACAUAUUCUAAAAAUUAACCACAAAUUACAAUAGAGGUACCCCUCCAUAUCAUGCACCCUGAAACAAAGAAUUGGUCAAUUGCAACCAAAAGAAAAAACCCUAUUUUCAGAAACUAAAAUAUAUCCCAAAAAUUCCUUCCACAAAGUCCCCAUAAAUACUCCACAAACUUCUCCUUUGCCUUCAUCCCUCCUUUAAAAAUAAAUAUUGGUAUCCUUCUCAAAUAAUUUGUGUAAAAGAAAAAGAAAUAAAUAAAGAAAAAUCAAAAGGACAACAAAUAUUGUUGGGAGUUCUCUCUUCUAUCUCAUCUCCUUGAGAUAGAAAUCGGAAGUCCCUCUAUUUGUUGUUAAAGAAAAUUCUGUUUGCAUUCUUCUUUUAGACAAAAAAAAAAACAUAGUUUUUUUCCCAAGAACAUCAAAAUGGUUUUCAGCGGGACAACCGACAAAUGCAAGGCAUGCGACAAGACCGUUCACUUCAUUGACAUGGUAACUGCCGAUGGGGCCUUUUAUCACAAGAACUGCUUCAGAUGCAGCCAUUGCAAUGGCAAACUUGUGAUGGGAAACUACUCAUCCAUGGAUGGAGUUUUGUACUGCAAGACUCAUUUUGAGCAAUUGUUCAAGGAAACAGGAAGUUUCAGCAAAAAUUUCCAAACAUCUGGAGAAAAGAAGAACGCCCAGGGAACAACUCCGAACAAGGUUGCUUCCUUGUUCAGUGGCACCCAAGACAAAUGUGCCACCUGCCACAAAACUGUCUAUCCGUUGGAGAAGAUAUCAAUGGAAGGAGAGUUCUACCACAAGACGUGCUUCCGAUGCGCCCACGGCGGCUGCGUGCUGACUCACUCUUCCUACGCCGCCCUCAACGGCGUGCUCUACUGCAAGCACCAUUUCGCCCAGCUCUUCAGGGAGAAGGGCUCUUACAGCUACAUCAACAAGAAGAGCGCCGCCCAAGCCGUCGAGGGAUUCAAAUCUGAAGGCGAGGAAGAGCACAACCAGGACGACGACGACGAUGAGAAGUCGGCCACGCCAAGGGCACCACCGGCGGAAGAAGAAGAAGCCAAAGAGGAGCCUGUUGCUCAGGAGCAGUAGUAGACUCUCUCUGCAUUUAACAUUGAAAAUUGAUUACAGAGAUGACAAAUUGCUUGAUUUGUAACUUGGGUGUUCGUUUUCUACUUUUCAUUUUUUUUUUUAACACAAUUUUUUUUUUUGUUGUUGAUUCUUUUCUAUGAUCAUGUAAUAUUGAUCUUCAUCUUCGCUAAUACGAAAAUUGGUGCCUGGAAUCUGACUCAGAUGCAAAUUAAUCAGAUAAGAGCUU